AUGACUUGGCUUGAUAACAUCAUCAAAGAGGCUGGGAAGGGUAGCGAGGAGACCGACGAGGAGAUGCCUAAGAACGAGACUUUAUCGAAAGAACUAACAGCAGAAGAGCAGGCAGCUGCCAAAAACAUCUUGGACAUGCUAAGCAGCAAGCAGAAAUACGACGAAGACCUCAUACGCAAGGAUGAAGCACGUAUCUUCGAAUCAGAUGUACCCGUGGAUAUCAACGGCCACGAGAACCACACGAACGAAGCCGUCUUCUACCAGCCCAGCACUUCAUACACUAAGCAUGUGCCAGGUGUACCCUAUGCCGUAUCCGACGUCAACUGGAUGUGCAAUCAAUGCACGGAACACAAGAUCUGCGAGCGUCACCUCCAUGACCGCAAGCCCCAGAAGACCGAUGUAUCCCUCUGCUCCGACAGCCAUCUGCGCAUGGCGGUGUACUGGGACAUCAGCGACCCCGAGAAUCGCAAGAAGACAUGGCGAUUCGUAAUCGAGGAGAAAUACGACCGCUUCAGGGACCCUGAACAAGUGCGCUCCAAGCACGACUUCGCCGCAAACCGCGGCGGCGGAUGUAAACCAUACGAACCAGUACAUAGGAUCAAGGAACUUGCUUCCAGAAUCUUCCAGGACUACAACGAGGACCAGAAGGACAAAGCUCGUGUGGCGAACCUGGACUCCAAGGGCCGCGAAUACUAUACCAAGCCCAAGCACUGGGGCGGCAAGGAGCCUUUCAAGCCAUCUGAGGCAGCACAUGUGCGCGCAGCACACGAGUACGAUCCCUCUGGCGGCAGUAGGAUCGAGGCCGAACUCUGCGUGCUGUUGCAAGCAUGGUAUCAAUCCAAACUGCCCCAGUCCGAGCACGGCAUUGACCGCACAACUGCCAACGCCAACAAGAUCUGGCGCAAGAAGAUGGAGCUGCAGGCCGUUGAUAAAGUCGCGCAAUUGGCGGGCGGCAAGUCCGGAUUCAAGGAGAAGAUGGCGACGUUGUUGCUUGGCGCCAUGAAGACGAAUGCGAACGAGAUGAAGCGCUUCGAGAUGAAUAGUCGGGCUGUACGCGACACGACGAUGAAGACAGGCGUCGAGCGGGCUGCUUGGUGCGCAGAGCGUUUGCGGGCGGAGAAGGCGGCGAAGAGCAAGGCUCGCUAUGCGAAGAAGGAGGAGACGCGUAGGGCGGCUUUUGUCGAUAGUGUAGACUCCUCAUCUGAGAAGGCUGAGGAGGUCACGGAUGACACACUAGCUAUGUUUGAGCAGAUGGCGAAGGAUGUGGAGGACGAAGACAAGGGCGGAAAGCAGAAGCCGAAGCAAGUCGAUCCCAUCACGAAGCCCAAGGUGUCCAAGGCGCCUCGCGAGCCUACGGCGGAGGAGCGCGAGCUCUUACAGAAGAUCCAGGACGCGGGCGAGGAGGAUGCUCAGGAGGAGGAAUCUGUAGAUCCCGAGCCCGAGGCUGAGAUCGAGGAAGAAGAAGAGGAAGAGGAAGAGGAAGACGCAAAGACAGAGACUCCAAAGAGCUCGAUUCCGGAGCCCAAGUCUAACAAGCGCAAAGCCACCACCUCCAUCUCCCCUUCCGCUCCCUCAGCAAAGAAGUCCAAGAAGGAUCCUAAGCCCAUCGCCACGCCCAAACCCAAGCGCAAGGCUACUACUCCCGUAUCCUCAGAGCCCUCAGCCAAGAAAUCCCGCAAAUCGUACAAGUCCGCCGACAUCAUCGACGACUCGAACGACGAAGCGGACUACGACCUGCCAUCCGCCCCAGCACUCGCAUUGUCGGAGCAGCGCGAGGGAUGGAAGAUUCUCGGCGUUGUUGGCGAGGGCGUUAAGGUUGUGCAGACGGAUAGGAAGGCGAAGAUUGUCAAGGCUGCCAAAGCGGAUAGCGAGGAGGUGAGUGUGGAUGUUGUGGUUGAGCGGGGGACGACGAUUGUGAAAGAGGUUGUGAGGCGGGACACGCCUGUCCGUACACCUUCACCUGAGCCGAAGUUUCCUCGCACAGCUGCGUCUCCCGCUCCGUCUCAUACAUCUUCCGGUCAAUCUGCUUCCUCUGCAUCAUCGAAGAAACGCAAGACCGUCAGUUGGUCGGACGGCCUCGUCGAGCAGCCGGAGAAGAAGCGCAAGUUCUCGCAGUUCUACGCCCCGGGCGUUGGUCAGGCAGAUCACGAUGACGACUUGUUUGAGGAGUAA
Messenger RNA from Parastagonospora nodorum SN15, 2172 nucleotides. RefSeq lists its product as hypothetical. Bases 1 to 2172 code for a protein of 723 amino acids. The transcript has a single exon. The record is from RefSeq and is a predicted model, not a curated record. NCBI's taxonomy places the organism in Eukaryota, Fungi, Ascomycota, Dothideomycetes, Pleosporales, Phaeosphaeriaceae.